CUUGGAUAUGUCACAGUGCAAUUGCAGAAGACAUUCCUGUAUUUCAUUGCGUGAUUGAUGUAUUUGCGAUCAGAUUUAAGAAUCACAAAAAUGCUGAAUUUGAAGUGAAUCUGUAAGCUGCAAACCAAGUCGAAAGGUUCAUAAUGCCGGCUGAGGAUGCCCGUAAGGAAUAUCUGCUGUCAUCUUGUGGAUCACAGCUGGGUCUCCCAACCAAAGAUGAUGCCAUUACUAGCCUCUACUCAGCCAGGGAGCUGAAUAACUUUCUGGAUGAUGGCAACUGCUCAGUCCUCUCAGCAAAGCUCAACAGCUCUGGAGGGAACAAGAAAGUCUAUUUGUCAAAUAAGGUUGAUCCAAGUGACAGCGGAGAGAAGGUGAUUGCUUUUUUCAAGUUGCGUCCGGAUGUGAUCUCAGCUGAUAAUGUCCAGUCAAGCAUCUUGACCGUCUCCAUGAUGGACUCUCCUGUUGGGGCACUAUUUCAUGCAGUAGACAAGGUGUUUGCACCAUUGCUUAUUGAGGAUGAGAAGUACAACCGUUCCUUUAACCCAAAGCUACAGAGUCUACUAAGUGAGCUCAGGGCUGGUCUCAAGAGCCUGGUACGGAAACAGGACCCAUCACAGGGCGGACCAGUCAAACGAGGGGACGAGGACUUUGCUGGUAUCUUGACCCCAUCGGAUGAGUUCCAGCACUGGUCAGAAGUGGCCAUGUCUGGUCGCAACCAGGAUGCCAAGGAACGAGCAGAACACUUCCUCUCCUUCUUUGAGACCGUCUCUAGGGAGUUUGAUGUCCUGGACACCUUGUCCCUGGAGGAGGGCCAGGAGCUGGUGGAGACUACCCAGGAUGCAGUGGAUGAUGUAUGGAAGCAGGGCGAAUUCGACCCUUAUCCUGAGAAGAGGAUGGCCCACUUGUUAGAGGUCAUAGGAAGUGCAUUUGGUCGCUUCAUCCAACGCAAGCUUGGAGCCUUUGACCUUUGGCUUGACCCCUUCCAUAAGGUCAAGCAGGCCUUGCUGAGUGGUAUCUCCAUCUGUGACAAGUGGAUCUCUAGCUGUGAGAAACUCACUGAACAGUUCUGGAAGAGGGAUCCAGUGCACCCCUGGAAUGGGACCAAGUUUACCCCCGAGGGUCUCUCCCAACUCUCUAAGAGACUUCAAGAAAUUUCAACAUUGAGGACAAUACAUGAACAGGUAGUUCGCCUGCUAUCUAAAGGAGAACAAGAAGAAGUGCGAAUAAAGGAUGUCUUUUCAGCUUUCUCCGGGCUGAACCCACUGCAAUACAACCCCUAUACAGAACCGCAUUGGAGGGCUGCUGUCUCCCAAUAUGAAAGAGCAAUCAAUCCAGCUGAGAGGAGGAUCGCUGUCAAGCUCAGGUCUCAAUUUAGAAAUGUUGAGGGUAAUCCCAACCAGCUCCUCAGGGAAUUCCAGAAGUAUAAGGAACUUGUCAGCAGAGAGAGUGUCCGCAAGGAAGUGGUGUCUGAAAGAGAGACGCUUCUGGGUCAACUCCAGGUCUAUCUCAAGACCAUCCGAGAUGACUUCAAUGUUAGGACCAGUGAGAGCAGUCCUCCAACAGGAAAGAACCUCCCAGAGGUGGUCAACAAUAUCGUCUGGGUCAGGCAAUUAGAAGCCAAGGUGGAGCAGACCUCCCAAGUAGCAGACAAUCUGUUGAAUGAUCUGUCUGGGUUUGGGCGCUUCAGACGAGAUGCUGGUGAUCUGUUGGAUGAGCUGAGGAACUGGAGACAGGACCAGUUUGAUUCUUGGUCUAGUGAGAUGCAAGCUGCCAUCAGUGACCCCAAUAAACCUCUGAGCCUGCAGAUGACUGGAAGGCUCAUGGAAUUUGAGACAAAGAACAAUGAGCUGAUCGUCUCGUACAGUGAACGACUAGUCACACUCAUGAGAGAAGUGAGACAGUUACAGGCCUUAGGUUAUCCUGUAGCAGCCAAAAUUCAACACACAGCUGCUAUUGCUCAGAAGUUCUACAAACAUGGUGUUAUUCUCAAACAGGUUGCUCACUUCCACAACAGCAUCGCGGAGCAGAUGAUCCCCAGCCAACGGAACAUGAUGCUUCAGUCUGCCCUAGCCUUUGAGCGUAUCAUCAAGAACCCUAGGACAGGGUCAAAGGACUCGGGUCAAGGCAAGGUACAGAUCACCUGGGAGAACCCCAAGGAGCUAGAGGAAUAUAUCACCAAGCUCCAGGCUGCUGCUGAGAAGCUUACCACUGAGAACAGGAGACUCAGAAAGUGGCACCAUACUGUCUCUGAUAAGGUGGUUUCCCUGAUGUCCAUCGAUCUACUUCGUCAGCAGCCUCGCUGGAAGGAAGGACUUCAAGAUAUCCGAGGCAUUAUGGCUUCUCUAGAGUCACAGGGUUACAAAGCUCAAGAUAUGAAGUCCUGGAAGAUGCACUGGGAUAGACAGUUAUACAAGGCCCUAGAGCAUCAGUAUCAAAUGGGAUUAGAAGCACUCAAUGAGAACCUACCAGAGAUUAAAGUGGAGCUCACUUACAGACAACAGACUCUCCAGUUCCGACCACCCAUUGAGGAGAUCCGUGCCAAGUACUACCGUGAGAUGAAGAAGUUCAUCAGUCUCCCGUAUCACUUCAGAGGCAUUGGUGACACUGGUGAGCCUCUCAUCUAUCCUGCUAUCAUUGAAAGGAAUGCUUCAGGGUUCCUCAACGUCUACAAGAUGGCUGAGGUCCUCUUCAGCAAGCUGGACAAGGCCAAAGACAUAUUCAAGGACUGGGUGGUAUUAGGUUCUGUUGAUCUAGACAAGCUUCUAGAGACCCAUCUACACACUGUGGCUGAUUGGGAGAGGAACUUCAAGGCUCUCAAGGCUAGAGGCAGGGACUCUGAAAAACUACCAAGUCAAGUCAAGGUUUAUUGCGUGACGGUAUCAACCGCCCCGGUGAAGGGAACCAUUGAUGAUCACAUCCAGAGACUCUUUGACUCACUCCUCUCAUCACUACGCCGAUCUAUCACUGAAAGCGUGUCAGAGAUUGAGAAGUUCCUGAAGGAUGGGAUGGAGGCACUGGCCACCAUGCCACAGACAGUAGAGGAAAUUGGCAAUGCAAAUGCAAAGCAUGCUGAACUAGAGGCUAAGAAACCAGAGAUGCGUCCCAUGUUUGACCGGGCUGAAGCUAAAAAUAAGUUGUUGCGUACUGUAGCAGGAGGUGGUGUUGAUCAGUUCACUCAGCUUCAUGCUCACUGGGAGAAGUUUGAACUCAUGAUGGAGAGCCAUCAACUUAUGAUCAAAGAACAGGUCAAUGUUAUGAAGAGCAAUGUAGAGUCUCGUGUUGAUGCAUUCCGUAAUGAGCUAGAGAAGUUUUCGGCUCGAUGGAACCACGCCAAGCCGACCCCCGAGGUCAUAGAGUCUGGAGAUAAGGAGGCAUGUCUUAAAGCAGUGGAGCUGGUCAAGGAGAAGAAGGUGGAGUUUGAUGAGAUGCAGAAGACUAAGAACAGCCUCAUAUUUGACUGCAAGCAUUUUGAGCUUGAGGAACCAUUUUUCUCCAUUGCAAAUGACCUUGAGGUUGACUUUGACCAACAGACUACCAUGUGGACAUUGUAUGAAGAAUUCAGCAAUAGCCUCUCUGUCCUGGAAAAUGAAGAUUGGAUCGUCUUUAGAUCAAAGACUUACCAGUUUGAUGAUUUCCUAACCACAUGGGCUGAGAAGCUGAAGUCAGGUGGUCCUGAUGUAGAACAUACCGUCAUGACAGUCAGGCUUACCAAAGACAUUGACAAGUACAAGACCGUGUCUCCUUUACUGAAGUACCUAAGCAGUGAUAUCUUCACUCAAGAACAUUGGAUGGACCUUUAUCGCAUGCUCAAGAUGCCUCGCUCAAAGACUUUGGAGCGGAUGACCUUUGGAGAUAUCCUAGCAACGGCAGAUCAGAUUGUAGCUAAUGCAGAUGGAUUAAAGGAUCUGUUUAACAGAGCCAAAGGAGAAGUGUCAAUCCGUGAAGCAUUACGGGAGCUGGAUGUUUGGGGUGUGGGGGCCUGCUUCUCACUCACAGAGUAUUCAGACAGCAAGGGUCAUCAGAUCAUGUUGAUCAAGGAUUGGAAGGAUCUUGUUACACAGGUUGGUGACAACCAAAGCCUCCUUCAGUCCCUGAAAGAUUCACCCUACUACAAGGGCUUUGCUGACAAGGCCACCAUCUGGGAGCAGAGACUGGCUGACCUUGAUGAAUAUCUCCAGAACCUGAACCAGAUCCAGCGUAAAUGGGUCUACCUAGAGCCUAUCUUUGGCAGGGGUGCUCUCCCCAAGGAACAGGGUCGAUUCAGGAGGGUUGAUGAUGAUUUCAGGAGUAUCAUGAUGGAUGUGGCCAGAGACAAUCGUGUCCUCUCACUUGUUGGUCGAUCUGGUCUGCGCAACACCUUGACCACCCUCCUGGAUCAAUUACAGAGGUGCCAGAAGGCACUCAAUGAAUUCUUAGAGGAGAAGCGCUCAGUCUUACCUCGCUUCUACUUCAUUGGUGAUGAUGAUCUCCUGGAGAUCUUAGGUCAGUCCCAGAACCCUGCCGUCAUCCAGUCUCAUCUUAAGAAGCUCUUUGCUGGUAUCCACAGUGUCGAGUUUGAUCAGGGAUGCAAACAUAUCACUGCUAUGAAGUCACUAGAGGGAGAGGUCGUACCCCUCUUGAAAGCAGUGGAAAUCACUCCAGAGGUUGAGAUUUGGCUUGGAGAUCUAGCCAAGGAGAUGAAGUCCACGCUGCGCAAACUGCUUGUUGACUGUCUCAAAGACCAGCAGUCUUCUAGCUCUGGUGUGGGUGUCGACCCAACCAAGUACCCUUCUCAGAUCUUGGGUUUGGCAGCUCAGAUUCAGUUCACAGAGCAAUGUGAGACAGCGAUCAAAGAUAACAGUCUUCAGGAUCUACUCAUAGAGCUAGAGCAACAGCUAGAAGGCUACACCUCAGCUGAUAUCAGUGGAGCAGCAGGGGAAAGGAGUGCUGCCAUACAUGUUCUGGAGCUUAAACUAAAGGCCCUGAUCUUGGACACCAUCCACAGCCUGGAUGUGGUUCAACUCCUUCAGAAGGAGAAUGUGACUAGUCUUGAUAACUGGCUGUGGCAGAAGCAGCUUAGAUACUACCUUGAUAAUACCAAGACAGCUAUCAUGAGGAUGGUAGAUGCCGAAUUCCAGUACACUUAUGAAUACCAAGGUAAUGCUGCCAAGCUGGUACACACACCCCUAACAGACAAGUGUUACCUGACCCUAACCCAAGGUAUGCAUAUGGGUAUGGGAGGUAACCCCUAUGGACCUGCAGGUACUGGCAAGACAGAAUCAGUCAAGGCCCUUGGGGGAUUGUUUGGUAGACAGGUCCUUGUAUUCAACUGUGAUGAGGGUAUUGAUGUGAAGUCCAUGGGUCGUAUCUUCAUUGGUCUGGUGAAGUGUGGUGCAUGGGGUUGUUUUGAUGAGUUCAAUCGUCUUGAAGAAGCCGUGCUGUCAGCCGUCUCCAUGCAGAUUCAGACUAUCCAGGCUGCUCUUAAACAGAAGAAACCCAAGGUGGACCUCCUAGACAGAACUAUUGACAUUGAUCCUAACUCUGGUAUCUUCAUCACCCUGAACCCGGCUGGUAAGGGGUACGGAGGAAGACAGAAGUUACCAGACAAUCUCAAACAGCUCUUCAGACCGGUGGCCAUGUCACGACCAGACAAUGAACAGAUUGCUGAGGUCAUCCUCUUCUCUGAGGGAUUCAAGGAUGGCAAGAGUCUAGGACGCAAGCUGGUAGCCAUCUUCAAUCUAGCCAAGGAGUUACUUACACCACAGCAGCACUAUGACUGGGGUCUGAGAGCUCUCAAGACUGUGCUUAGAGGAUGUGGUAACCUUUUACAGAUAGCAAGACAACAAGCAGGACAAGAUAGGAGUAAGGUGCAAGAACCCAAACUAGUUGUCCAAGCCUUGAGGGUCAAUACCCUGUCCAAACUGACCUUCUCUGAUGGUAUCCGCUUUGAUGCUUUGGUCAAGGAUGUAUUCCCUGGUGUAGAGCUCAAGGAUAUUGAGUAUCUGACCCUAGCUGAUGCAAUCCGGCAACACUGCAAGGAACAUAAUCUAGUUGUCAUGGAAACACAGGUGAAGAAGGGUUUGGAGCUUUAUGAGCAGCUCCGUCAGAGAAUGGGUGUGGUGGUCGUAGGACCCAGCGGAUCAGGAAAGUCUACUACAUGGCAGAUCCUGAGAGCAGCUCUCAACAAUACUGGUCAAGUGGUCAAGCAGUAUACAAUGAACCCUAAGGCCAUGCCCAGGACACAGUUGCUUGGUCACAUUGAUAUGGACACUCGUGAAUGGAGUGAUGGUGUCUUGACUUACAGUGCCAGACAAGUGGUCAGGGAACCGCAAGAAAUCCAUUCCUGGAUCAUUUGUGAUGGUGAUAUUGAUCCUGAAUGGAUUGAGUCUCUCAACUCUGUCCUUGAUGACAAUCGAUUGCUCACCAUGCCAUCAGGAGAAAGGAUCCAGUUUGGACCCAAUGUCAACUUCCUGUUUGAAACCCAUGACCUGAGCUGUGCUUCACCUGCUACUAUCUCUCGUAUGGGUAUGAUCUUCAUGAGUGAUGAAGACACGGAAAUCAAGGACUUGGUCCAAUCCUGGCUUAGCCAUCAGCCCGAGGAGUCCAGGAACCGCCUUGAGGCCUGGAUUGGGGACCACUUUUACCGGGCCCUGGAGUGGGUCAUGCGUCAAGGUGAUUUUGUUGUGGAUACCAGUCUGGUGGGUGUGGUUAUGAAUGGACUCUCCCAUCUCAGAGGGGCGGAAUGUACCUCAGACUUCACCAUCAAGCUCAUCAGGGGACUUGGUGCUAACCUCCCGGAGGCUACUCGUAUGAACUUUGCUAAAGAGGUAUUCCAAUGGACCCGAGAACAACCUCCUGAUUCUAGAAAAAUCUUAGAUACCUACUUUGAUGAAAGGACAGGAAGUCUGGCCACGUACUCCAUGCAGGAUAAUGAUGAGCUCUCUGCAUCAGACUUUAAUAACCCAAGUUCCUUACCAGUCAUCAGAACACCUGAUGUCCAGCGGUGUCUGGACUUCUUCAAACCUUGGCUGGAAGCUGAAAACAGACAACCAUUCAUCCUGGUCGGUCCUGAUGGAUGUGGAAAAGGGAUGGUCCUUCGACACUGCUUUGCUCAGUUGCGUUCCACCCAGAUAGCCACCAUCCAUUGCAAUGCCCAGACCUCACCAACUCAUCUCCUUCAGAAGCUACAGCAGAUGUGUAUGGUAUUGAGUACCAACACGGGUCGGGUCUACAGACCUAAGGACUGUGAGAACCUGGUCCUGUACCUCAAGGAUCUUAACCUACCAAAGCCUGACAAGUGGGGGACCUGUCAGCUCCUGGCUUUCCUGCAACAGGUAUUGACAUACCAUGGUUUCUAUGAUGAUAAGUUGGAAUGGGUUGGUCUAGAUGGUGUUCAGAUUGUAGCUAGUAUGAAUGCAGCACACACUGUAGGAAGACAUACUCUUUCUACUAGAUUCACAUCCAUUGUCCGGAUCUGCUCUAUUGGGUAUGCAGACAGAGAGCAGUUACAGGGUAUCUAUAGUGCUUACUUGAGACCAGUCUUACACCGUACUCUAGGAAACCACCCAGUAUGGUCAUCACCAUCUAAAGUCAGCAUGCUUGCUGGAUCCAUGAUUAGCAUCUAUGAACAGGUUCGCUCUAAGUUCACCAUUGAUGACCACAGCCACUAUCUGUUCACCCCUCGUGACCUCACCCAGUGGGUUCUGGGAUUGCUCCGCUAUGACCUUGGAGGUUCAUCGGAGUCCACCAGCGAGCAUGUCCUCGAGGUAUUGAGUUACGAGGCACGUCGUUUGUUCUGCGAUCGUCUGGUAGGAGAGGAGGCUAGGAAUCGCUUUGAUAAUAUCUUGAAUGGAACGUUACAAGCAGAUUGGAAUGCAGGACAGAUACUGCAGAAUCUUAAUGGGCACUAUUAUGUAACUUGGGGUGCCAGGACUGAGACUAGUAGUGGUGGUGCUCUACCACCAGCUGGUAAGAGCCUUGGAAGACUCUCUGCUUCUGACCUGAAAGAAGUCAUCAAGAAAGCUAAAAAGACAUUUGCACGGGAGAAUCGUGAGCUUGAUAUCCAAAUUUUCCAUGAGGUUCUUGACCAUGUGGCUCGAGUUGACCGUGUACUUACCCAGCCCCGAGGGUCACUUCUGCUGGCUGGCCGCAGUGGCGUUGGUCGAAGAACAGCAGCAUCCCUCGUAGCACACUGUCACAGGACCGAGCUAGUCACUCCAAAUCUAUCUCGUGCAUACGGGAUUAAGCAGUUUAAGAACGACUUGAAAACGGCCAUGCAGCAAGCAGGGGUGGAAGGAAAUCAGGUAGUCCUGUUGUUGGAAGACCACCAGUUCAUCCAACCACAGUUCCUGGAACUCAUCAACAGUCUACUGUCCUCAGGAGAGAUCCCAGGACUCUAUGCUCCAGAGGAACUGGAACCACUCCUGGCCCCAAUCAGGGACCAAGCCUCGGAGGAAGGCUUCAGAGGGACACUCAUCAGCUACUAUGCCUCACGUAUUUUGACCAACCUUCAUGUUGUAUUGAUAAUGGAUAGUAAGAAUGCAUCCUUUGCUGUGAAUUGUCAGAGUAAUCCAGCUUUCUACAAGUCUUGCUCUGUUCAAUGGAUGGAGGGAUGGAGCAAAGAGAGCAUGAAAGAGAUACCAAGACUCCUCCUCCGUCAUCACAAAGGUGACGGUAAAGACGAAGGGAGCAAGGAAGAUAGAAAGCGCCAUCGCAAGGUGUCGGGUGGUGAUGAGAUCCUUCGCAACUUCCUUGAGAUCCACAAGUCGUCUUCAGUCCGUCACUCCACUCCUCGGCGUUACAUGACCUUCCUUCAUACAUACCUUGAUGUAUACCGUCGUAAGAAACAAGGUGUUGAACAAAAGCAGAAGCAUUUGCAGGCUGGUGUUGCUAAACUGAAUGAAGCCAAAGCCCUGGUAGCAGAGCUGAACAGCAAAGCGGCUAAACAGAGCGCCCUCUUGGCUGAGAAACAGAAAGAAGCUGAUGAAGCACUCAAGAAAAUCCAGACCAGUAUGGAGAAAGCUGGUGAGCAGCGUCGUGAGAUAGAGAUCCUCAAACAGCAAGCCGAUGAAGAGAAUGUAAAACUUGAGAAACGAAAGAGAGUGAUUGAUGAAGAACUGGCUGAGAUUGAACCACAGGUUCAAGCAGCCAAGUCUGCAGUAGGAAGCAUCAAGUCAGAGAGUCUGAGUGAGAUCCGUGCCAUGCGUGCUCCUCCUGAUGUUAUUAGGGAUAUCCUAGAGGGCGUCCUUCGUCUUAUGGGAAUCUUUGAUACCUCAUGGGUCAGCAUGAAAAGUUUCUUAGCAAAAAGAGGAGUAAAGGAGGAGAUCUCAACGUUUGAUGCAAGGAAGAUCAACAAGGAUUUGAGGGAAGGCACUGAACAACUGCUCAGGAAACAUGCAUCUUCAUUUGAGCCUCAGAAUGCCAAACGUGCUAGUGUAGCAGCAGCUCCUCUUGCAGCCUGGGUGAGAGCUAAUGUCAAAUAUUCCUAUGCCCUAGAGAAGAUUGAGCCUUUAGAGACGGAACAGAAUCAACUCAAAAGGAACCUUGAGAAGGCUGUAGGCCGUAUUGAUAAGCUAUCCAAGGGUCUAGCUGAUGUUGAUCACCGAGUUGACGAGUACAAGAGAAGGUUUCAGAAGCUCAAUGAGGAAGCUGCUAAGCUCAAGUAUGAGCUUGAGAAGGAACAAGAAACAAUUGCCUCGGCUGAGAAUCUCAUUGGCAAGCUGGAAGGAGAAUACCAGAGAUGGAACAACCAGGUAUCUGAACUGAACACCGAGUUGGAAACCCUACCCAAGAAGGCCCAAUGCGCUGCUGGAUUCAUCACCUAUCUCACGUCAUCACCUGAAGAUGAACGUAAGCAGAAACUUGCUGAGUGGAGUAAACUCUGCGGUCUGGAGCGCUUUGACAUGAGGCGUUUCCUCAGCACUGAGAGUGAGCAGCUGACAUGGAAGGGCGAGGGAUUGCCUAGUGAUGAGCUGUCUGUGGAGAAUGCAGUGAUGAUACUCCAGACCAAUGAUAUGUCCAUAAAGAGUUCUCUGAGACCAUUCUUGAUUGAUCCAUCUCUGAGGGCAACGGAAUGGCUGAAGACACAUCUUAAAGAAGCAAGGUUAGAGGUCAUCAAUCAACAGGAUGCUAGUUUCUCUACAGCCCUUGAGUUGGCCGUUCGGUUUGGAAAGACUCUCAUCAUCCAGGAGAUGGAUAAGAUUGAACCAGUCCUCUAUCCUCUGCUUAGGGCUGAUCUCAUCAGUCAAGGUCCUAGGUUUGUGGUUCAGGUCGGUGACAAGGUGAUUGAUUACCAUGAGGACUUCCGUCUUUUCAUGACGACUAGGAAUCCAAACCCUGAGAUACCACCUGAUGCAGCAUCCAUCAUCUCAGAGGUUAACUUCACCACCACUAGGGCUGGUCUUACUGGACAGCUUCUAGCUGCCACUAUCCAGCAUGAGAAGCCUGAGCUAGAGGUGAGGAAGACUGCAUUACUCAAACAAGAGGAAGAUCUUAAGAUUCAGCUAGCUCAACUAGAGGAAAGCCUGUUGGAGACUCUAGCAAAGGCAGAAGGAAAUAUCUUAGAGAACAAAGCUCUGUUGGAGUCUUUGAAUAAGACCAAAGAAAGCAGUCAGACCAUCACACAGUCUCUGGUAGAAUCUGUUCAGCUACAGGAAUCAUUAGAUCAGGAAAGAGCUGCAUACUUGCCUCUGGCUGAGAAUGGUAGUGCCCUCUUCUUUGUGAUCUCUGACCUUGCUAAGCUGAAUAACAUGUAUCGCUUCAGUCUCAGUGCCUUCCUACGUCUAUUCUCAAAGGCAUUACAAGGCAGGAUGGAUGGAAGCAGUACAGAGAUGAGAAUUCAGAUGCUGAUCAAAUCUCUUCAAAUGUUGGUCUAUGAGUAUGUAUGUCAGUCUCUCUUCAAGGCUGAUAGACUUAUGUUUGCCCUACACUUGGUUCAUGGCAUGCAUCCGAACCACUUCAAAGAAAAUGAAUGGGAAGCAUUCUUGGGUCAGAUAGUUGCUGAUGUACGUGAAUCCCAACAGAGUGGUUCAAUGCCUUCAUGGGUAGAUCAAGAUAGACACAAAGCUCUAGCUUCAUUCAUGGCUACCUUCUCAUCUGUAGGCCAGAGUUUGAGCCUGACAGACAAUGGUCUUUGGGGUCCGUUCAACCGUAGCUCUCAGUGUGAGCAUGAAUUCCCAACAUCACUAGAGAAGAAGAUAACACCAUUCCAACAGCUUUUGCUCAUCCAAGCCAUUCGACCUGACAGGCUGCAAAGUGCAAUGACCUUCUUUGCUCAGAGAGGACUGGGAAUGAAGGAAUUGACCACACCAACCAUCAACCUGAAGCGAUUGUAUCAGGACACCGUUCCUAGUGAACCCGUCCUCAUCAUCAUAUCACCUGGAGCUGAUCCUACCCAAGAACUGCAGGAAGUCGCUGCAGAGGUCAUUGGAGCCGACCACUACCAUGAGGUUGCUAUGGGUCAAGGUCAAGCUGAUAUUGCUAUGCAGCUUCUUCAUGAGUGUUCAAGGAAUGGAGAAUGGCUGUGUCUUAAGAACCUUCAUCUGGUCACUGCGUGGUUACCUGCUCUUGAGAAGGAAAUGAACGCUUUGAGCCCACAUGAUAACUUUAGACUUUGGUUGACUGCUGAGAGUCAUCCUAAAUUCCCUACAAUCCUUCUACAGUCAAGUCUCAAGAUUACGUAUGAGGCUCCACCAGGUAUCAAGAAGAAUCUCCUGCGUAGCUAUGAUUCCUGGACCCCUGAAUUCAUUGGCAGGGAGAACAACGUUGUCCGAGCCCAGGCUCUCUUUGCCCUGGCUUGGUUCCAUGCUAUCUGUCAAGAGAGAAGGAACUUCAUCCCUCAAGGCUGGACCAAGUUCUAUGAGUUCUCCAUGUCAGAUCUUAGAGCUGGUGCAGAUAUCAUUGAUAGACAAUGCCAUGGAAAAGGCAAAGAAGUCCAGUUUGAGUUUAUCUAUGGGCUGUUUGAGAACGCCAUCUAUGGUGGUCGAGUCGACAAUCCCUUUGACAUGCGUGUACUGAGAUCCUACCUAGCCCAGUACUUCAACAAAGAUAUGCUUGGAGGAAGCAGUUCUCGUAGGUCAAAGAAGCUUCCUGGAGGAAACAGUAUACCAGUAUCUUCAUACUACAAGGACUUCACUGAGAUGGUGUCCAAGUUUCCUGAUGACGAUAAGCCAUCUUUCUUUGGUCUACCAGCCAACAUAGAGCGUUCCUCACAGAGGAUCAUCAGCGGACAGGUCAUCUCUCAGCUCAAGAUCUUACGUCGGUCUGAUGAAGCAGCAGAGAAGUUUGAUACUGAGAAGUGGAACACAGAACUAGGCCCUAUACUGAGCCUAUGGAAGAAACUCAACCAGGGCUCCAACUUGAUCCAGACCAAGGUUCAACCUCCGAGUGACCGUAGCGGAACCCAGGGACCCAUUGAUUCUUUCAUUCAGUUAGAGAGGUACAAUGCCCUUCAACUGGUCCAGUUUGUCCACUCCACACUGGCAGCCCUCAGUAAGGUCAUCAGAGGAACAUCACUGCUGACCAGUGAGGUCCAAGCCCUGGCUAGUAAUCUACUCAAGCAAGAGACACCCCUAUCGUGGCAGAGCAAAUGGGAGGGUCCAGAGGAUCCUGUAUUAUAUCUGAAGACCAUAGUGAGCCGUACCAUGGCUAUACAGGGGUGGGUUGAGAAAGCUCAGAGGAAUAGUCUUCUCUCAGAUACCCUCAACCUGUCAGAGCUGUUCCAUCCAGAUACCUUCCUGAAUGCACUCAGGCAACAAACAGCAAGGGAUUCCAAGACUUCCAUGGACAGUCUCAAGUUUGCCUGCCGUUGGUCUGGUAACAUCUCAGGAGCUAAAUACCAAGUCAAGAUUGGAGGUUUGCACCUUGAGGGUUGUACGUUUGAUGGACAGAGACUGUCAGAGAAUCAGAGAGACUCACCUAGUGUCUGCUCUGUACCACCGUGUAGUGUAGCAUGGGUUCUCAAGGAUACUCCAAACACCUACCAUGCAUCAGAGAGCAUCUCACUACCAGUCUACUUCACUGAACAGAGAGAAAAGAUUGUCACUCAUCUUGUAUUACCAUGUGGAGGAGAGCAAGAUCAUUGGAUACAGACUGGUGCUGCUCUCUUCUUACAGAAUCAGUAGGAUAAAUGUUAUCCCAUCGUUGACCUGAGAAGGGUUAUACUACCAGUCUACUUCAUAGAACAGAGAGAAAAGAUUGUCACUCAUCUUGUAUUACCAUGUGGAGGAGAGCAAGAUAAUUGGAUACAGACUGGUGCUGCUCUCUUCUUACAGAACCAGUAGGAUAAAUGUUAUCUCACUGUUUACCUGAGAAGGGUUAUACUACCAGUCUACUUCACUGAACAGAGAGAAAAGAUUGUCACUCAUCUUGUAUUACCAUGUGGAGGAGAGCAAGAUAAUUGGAUACAGACUGGUGCUGCUCUCUUCUUACAGAACCAGUAGGAUAAAUGUUAUCUCACUGUUUACCUGAGAAGGGUUAUACUACCAGUCUACUUCACUGAACAGAGAGAAAAGAUUGUCACUCAUCUUGAAAUACCAUGUGGAGGAGAACAUGAUCUUCAGAGCCAAAAUACAGAUCUUACAGAACAUAUAGCCCAUAAUUAACAUAGUUUUUUAACAGAGGGGACAUUUUACCAGUCUAGAUCAUAAGGCAGACAAAUAAAUGAGUUUUACACAUUUCUGCAAGAUAAAUGAAUUCAGACUUGUAAUGUCGUACCAGUAAAGUGCGACUUUUUUCUUGUAAGAAAGAAGGGAAAAUAAAUACCACCUGUCUGUUCUAGCUACUGGUAACAAAGUGAUGUUUUUGUUGUCUUUGCUAAGAAAUGCUAUACAGUGCGUCCCAGAAAAAACGAAACCGAGAUUAAGCGAUGAUUUAUCAUAACUUAAUCAAUAAUACAAUAGACAAAUGACCUACCAUUGUAAAGCUUAGAAUCUCCUCUUUCAUCUGAUAUUACUUAGAUCAUUCCUCAUUCACGCAUGAGUGAGCAAAAACAAUUUGAAGAAAGGAUACCAAAAACUCAUUCGUUUUUUGUGGGACGCACUGUAUAAUGAAUGUGUAGAUAUAUGAUGGGGGGACCUAAAGCUAUGCACUUUGUUUACAAAUGAUAAAAACUAUGCCAAUUUUAAUAUUUGAACAAACUAUCUUUUACUAAUUCAUGGCAAACAUUCCAAAGAUCAUUAACCAAGGAGAAAAUAUCACAAAACUCACUAUUACGAAAAUCCCGCCAUGUUUUCCGAACACCUCUUGAUUUCGCCGCCCGAUGUAGAAGGGGUCCUAAAGCUACUUACUUGAUUUAUCAUGCAAAAAAUAGCAUUUGCUGUGCCUCAGUUUCAAAAAUAUGUUCAUAUUGUUAUAGGAUAAUAUGAAAUUAAAGCGAAUAUAAAUCCGAAAUUCCAAACAGUUGUGGUUUUUUCCUUCAUUUAGUGGCUUAUUGCAGCCUCUGUAGAAAAAAUUGAAUAGGAAUCGUUCGUCACUCUGCAGUCACAGUUCCACACAUAGAUUGCGCAUUUGCCAUUAAAAACUGCAUGUGCGAUGAGUGGUGCGUAGCUUUAGGACCCCUACCUACCUACCAUACUUUUCACAGCUGCAGUGAGAAUCAUUUUCAUUCUUUUGCAAAUAGUUAAAAAUCAGUGAUAGUGAUAUUGAAAAUAUCUUUCAAAGCAAUAUUCAAGAAUACAAUUUAAAUGUCAACACCACAAAAAUAGUGUCAUCAUGGUGAUAAUAUGAGUAUGCAAUUUACAUUUAUUUCACAUACCCCUUUGUAAAUUAGUUUUCAAAUCAACCUUUACAAACUUAUAUUUCUAACUGCUAUGUCUUCUGUGUUAAUGGUUAAUGAAUAAGUUCCAUUUUGCAUUUUUUUUUAUUGUAUGAACUUACAUUCAUGAUAUAAAAAGAUAUCAAUUAAAUUUACUAAUAACGUUGUCAAAUCACUUUUUAUUUAUUUGAGCAGAUUUAUUUUUAUGAAGUGAUUUAGUCUUAGAUGAGUCAAUAUAGUUCUCACAAACUACAGAUUACAGAGUAUAUAUGUUAAAUAAUUUUCUUUGAAAUCUUUUUUUUUCUAGUUUCAUGCAUUUUAAGUUAAGCAUGUCAUAUAUGAACAGGUUAUGUUUGUAAAAACCAAUAUAAUUUUACUGGUAUUCACAAUCAAAUAUCUUUAUUUAGUCAUCCAAUAUUAUCUGUGUAACUUUUUACUAAUCACUAUAUCUUUCUUUUUUUUAUAUUCAUUAUUGUUUUGCUAAAUUUUUUUCCUGGAAAUUAAAUACAAUGAUAUGAAUGAAAAUAUACAUUUAUCAAUUUGAAAUGCUGCAAAGCAAUGAAUAAAUCAUUAAUUUUUCCCUUGCAUUGACUAUUUAUCUUUAGCUACAGUCCGUCCUAGUAUAAUUAAAUAUGAAAUGAUACUCAUUAUGUUGAUAUAAUAAUGAUAAUAUUGAAUUAUUUUGGUCACUUAUGUACAUUUGUUACUUAUUGCCCUUCUAAAGUAUGUUGUGAGAAUCAUAUUCAAUAUUGAAAAAGUUGUUGUAGAUAUCAGAUGUCUAUUUUGCGUGAUCUAUAGUGUAUUUAGCCUGUUUCAUAAAAGUCAUAUUGAAAGAAUUAUAUAAAGGAAAAUACAAGUUAAAAGUAAUUUGGUGAAUUUUUCUUGUGAAUAUACUUUGAGAUAUGAAAUCUAUCUGUGGAGUGUUGUACAAACUUAAAAUAUUAUAAUUCAUAUUCAUUGUUUUCUGCCUUUAACAUGGAUAAAAUUAACAGAAUGUGUCUAAUAAAAUAUUAAAUAGAUGGAUUAGAUGUGCUGUGUUUGAAAAAAAACUCUAUUUUGAUGACAUUGUUCUAACAUUCCAUAGCUAUCAUGCAACUACUUGCAAAGUUAUCUGUUCAUUACAAUUCUGAAGUCGUGGAGUGUGUAAUAAACUAUCACCUUGAUAAUUAUGAA
Lytechinus pictus (painted urchin) is the source of this 15904-nucleotide messenger RNA. Its product is annotated as cytoplasmic dynein 2 heavy chain 1. Gene Ontology annotation, cellular component: dynein complex. The record is from RefSeq and is a predicted model, not a curated record. Bases 144 to 13100 code for a protein of 4318 amino acids. NCBI's taxonomy places the organism in Eukaryota, Metazoa, Echinodermata, Echinoidea, Temnopleuroida, Toxopneustidae. The transcript has 78 exons. Gene Ontology annotation, biological process: microtubule-based movement. Gene Ontology annotation, molecular function: ATP binding; minus-end-directed microtubule motor activity; dynein light intermediate chain binding.